AUUACGGUCACCAGCUCUCUCUCACAAGGAGCAUGUUAGAGGUUAGAGGCAUAGGGAGCUCUCCAUAUUCAUGGAACAUCAAAAAGAAAUGACAUUGAGCAUGUAAGAGCCAUCGGGAGCUCUCCCCAAUCAUAGUGCCGUCAGGAAGAAAUGGAAUCCUGGAACUCCACACUGGAAGUGAAAGAUCUAAAAGAAAAACCUGAACAACAGAUCAGAACAAAAGAGACUGACAAGUUACUUAACAGUACUGAACCUCGACAGCAACAAAGUGCCUUACUUGCUAGAGGAAAUAGGAAAGCAGUCAAAAGUCCUCAAAGAUCAUCAAGUAGAAUAAAAGAGAACAAGCAUCCAUUUGCCCUUUACGGGUGGGGAGAAAAACAGAUGGAUACAGGAAGCCAAAAAACUCACAACGUCUGUGCUUCCGCCUCAGUGCAUGAGAUUCAUGAAUCAGCAUUACGAGCCAAGAACAGAAGACAGGUGGAAAAAAGGAAACUGGUCACCCAGAGGCAGCGUGCUCACUCCGUGGAGGUGGAGAAGAACAGACGGGUGAAGCCUUCCGCCUCCGAGAACCCGUGGAUGACAGAAUAUAUGAGGUGCUAUUCAGCACGAGCAUAAGCAGACACGGUUGCUGGGACAGCCUCUUUGAAAAGGUAUAAAGAAAGAACAAGAGAAAAACCAUCAAAAGAAAACAGAGACAGGUUUAAGAAACCAACAGAUUAUUUAAGGUUUUUCAUAGGGAAUUUCCUAAAGACUGCUCUGUCUCGACGGAUCCUGGUCACCUACCUCAGCCGUAGGGUGACAGUUGAAGCCAUAGACAUUUGGUUAUUUAUGGAGAUAAUUCCCUAAAUAUUUGAUAUUCUUAUAAGGGUUUUGUUUUAAAGCAUCUUAAUCUUUUCAGACACCGACACCGAAUGCCUUUAAAUGGCUACAGAUGCUUAACAUUCAAUAUUUUCAUCAGUUUAGCCGGAGCCUAUUUUCAUCCUGUUCUAAUAACUUUCAGAUUCCAUAGCCAGUAAGAUCAUUCCAACUUGCAGCUUAAGACCCAUUUUCCUUAUGUGGAGUUUUCUAUGUGAAAGAAUAGCUUGUUAAAAGUGAGUUUCAACACUAAUACUGACUCCUGUGUAGUGAAACCAGAAUCUUGGUAGUUCCUGAAAAAUUAAACUUAUUUGUGUUUCAGAUUCGGCAUCACGUCACGCAGACUGAAUUUAAGAAUUAUCUGGGUUGGGUUGAGGGUCCUCUUUUCUCUUUAAAUUGUCAUUGAGGCACUUAUUAUUUCAUAGUUUAAUAGAUCAAAAGCAUUCCAGUGAAUGAAGUGCUAGUGCCAUGUAUUUAGAGUAGUACUGAAGUUUCUUUUGAAACUUUUUUUUUAUUAUUGCAACUUUUUUUUUUUUAAAACACAUAAUGGGGAAUCAUUCCUUGCUGCAGUCUGGCCUUUUGGCACAUAUGCACUGUGGAUUUUUGCCUCUUCUAUAUAUAAUAGUUGGCAAUGAUGUUUAGAACUUACAAUGUGAAAUUUCAUUUAAUUAUGCUGAGAUUGUUUUGCUCACUGGGGAUGGGGGACAAAUGUUUUGAUACCAAUUAGAGAUGUGGCCCACCCCUCCUUUCUGCACUUCUCCCCUACAGACUCAUUUAUAACAAAGCCUCAAUGAUGUACAUUAUUCAGACUUCUGGCUGAAACACAUGACUAGGCAGCAGGUGUUACAGAGAACUUACAGUGGGAGAAUGGUGGUGUGUGUCUAGGCACAGAUGUGAGUAUGUAAACAAAGUGCUCCUUCCCUGGUACAAUUGCUUUUGGGGUAGAAAAAUGGUUUUAAGAAACCCUUGGUUUCCAUCCAGCAGAUAGAGAAAAAUCUACAGGAAGGUUGAGUGCUAAAUUCUCUGUAAGAGACUCCUUUUGACUAGGCCAGGCACCUGGAGAUGGGCAGAUAAAGUUUGCUGUUAGAUGUGAGGUUGAAAAUUUCCUUGAUAUUUUUUACUCUGGAUCUUUGAAGUAUCAUGUUCAGUUUUAACUUUUUUAUUUUUAUUUUUUAUUUUUUAUUUUUUUUUUUAAGUAGGCUCCACAACCAACAUGGGGCUUGAACUCAUGACCCUCAGAGCAAGAGUCACAUGCUGUACUGACUGAGCCAGCCAGGUGCCCCCAUUGUCAAUUUUUAGAACACAGAUAUGUUUUAUUCUACAUAAAGUCUUCCCACAGUAUCAUUGUAAUACUGUAGUAAACUUUGAAAACUCACCUAAUCAUGAGCUUUUAAAAAAGUACUUUUUAAAUGUUUGCAUCAUUUUGAAAUGAAUUCUUUUACAUAGAGAGCUCUCCUAAUCUUUGAGAUGUAUAUUUAACAAGAAGUUCUAUAUGUUGGUCCAAACAACCUUGCUAAUAAUUCUGGUGAUUGUUGCCGUAAUUAUUGUUCAAGUCCUUAAACACUGCAGGUACCUAACAAUCAAAAUCAUGUGGCAUUGUGAUGGUGUAGCUGACUGUAAAAACUGUUCCUUUCAAACCACUUCUUGCAUGUUUGGUUUUAGCCAUGAAGCUCAAGCGUUCCUGUUGCACCUGACAAUCUUAGGGAAGCUAGCCUUGGGGGUAGCUUAGGCCCCACGCUGACAGGCUGCCUUAGAAACCCAACUUUCUCUAGGCUUUGACCGAGCCAGACUCUCUCUCUCCUUUAGAGAACAGACUCGUAUCUAACAUUCUUACUACUGAAAACUCCAGAUGGAGAUAAAACCUAGGAGGCAAUAUUGGCCAGUUUCCCCCACCCCCCCCCCCCUUUUUAAGUAGAGGACAAGUGAUCACAAUUUUUAGAGUACUUUUAAUAUGCAUGCACAAUGAAUAAAUCAAUCUGAAUUAAUUGUGAGUGCCCUUCCUAUGCCCAAGUCAUUAGUUAGUUAGGGUGUCUUUUCUUUUUAGAGGUGAAAAUUACCUUUUGAGCCCAUGAUGUUUUUUUAAGUGAUAACAAUUUGAUGGUCUUUUUCCUUCUCACUCUAGAAACUAAUGUAGUUUUAAUUAUGUUUCUAAUUCAUGGGACAAACUGAAAGACAGUUUAAAAUUACCUUUCAUGUUGAAAAGUUUGAAACUGUUGAGAAUCCAGUGACAUUUAAAAUGAAAGAUAGAAUAAUUGCUACAUAAGACUCUUUUAAAUUUUGGUUUUAAAAUUAAAACAGUUUGCCAUAAACAUGUUUUCUGUGUUACCUUUAUUAAAAGCAGUAAUACAGUAUUGAAUAACAUCUAGCACUCUGCUGGACCAAAGUGAAUGAGAAGUAAAUAGGAAUCUAUUCUUUCUUUUAAAACCUAAAAGGCAAAUAAAAAAAUAAAAAAAUAAAAAUAAAAUAAAACCUAAAAGGCUGCUCUUAUUUAGGAGGUAUCAAAACACUUGGUACCUCUGGUUUUUUAUAUAUAUAAAAAUAUAUAUAUAAACAUAUAUAUAUAUAUAUAUUUGUUCCUCCAUCGCCAUAACAUUUGUAAGCACACACAUAUAUUUUUUUUAAAGUUUACUAAACACAUAAUAGGAUGUAGGUUAUCUUAAUUGAUCAUGAUGUAGUACACGCAUAUUUAUGGCACUUCAUAUGUAAUAGCUUUGUCAUUGUUACAUUAAAUAAAAAUUGCUAAUAACUUGAAAGGUGUGGUUGUGAGAUCACUCCAAGUCAGUUAACUAACUUGCAUGAAAGGUGUCUGUGAGUUUUUAGAAGUCACCUUCCAAAACAGAAUUCGGCACUCUUGGCAGGGUUAAAAAGAAUCUGUAGUGAUUCCCCUCCUCCUUUAACUUGAAAUGCUAUACUGAGCGUAAACUUUAAAAAUGGAAUGUUUAUAGUAGUACGUGGUAUUUAAAAUGUUCAAAAGUAUUAUUGGCAAAGAGGGAGAGAGGCAAAGCAUAUGUUAGAAGUGAAAACAACUUUUCUUGUUGACUACUUCAGUAAAAAAUAGUUUCAUGGAUAGUUUUACCCUGGACUAAAGUAAAAAUGGUGCUAAUGUUUGUUUAUCUUGAUUCUGUAUUUGGUUUGAUAUUAAAAUGCUAAUGCCUGACUCAUAAUGUCCUCACUAUAGUCUGGUGAUAAGUUCCAUAAUAUGUAAAAAGGAGUCCUAAAAAAAUGACCUGAUCAUUUCAAAAUAUUUGCAUUUGAAAUGGAUUUUUGUACAACAGAAUGAAUAGGGAGUUAACCGGUGUAAGUAUAUGCCUAAUACCAAAUUCUUUGCAAGGAGCUAUGUCUAGAUACCCAGAUUUGCUCCCUUCAAGCCUAUGAGUGUGAGAUGGAAAUAAGUUGCUUCUUUUAAUACUUAUUGCCAUUUUGAAAGUCAGGACACCUGCAUGAAGACAUCAGAAGCCUCUCUUUGGAUUUCUUUUAUAAUUAGCAAAACUGUACUUAAGAACAGUCUCCCCCUAUAGUUAUAUGUUUAUUUUGAGUACAGACUUCAAUUUAACAUUCUGAAGGAACAAAGGCUGGGAACCUAUAAUCACAAAGCUCAGGCAAUGAGAAUUUUGGGUUGUAUUUUCUAAGAACUAUGUAUUGCUUUUAGCUUAUAUUUAAUAUUGCAAUUUCUUGGAAAAAUGUGAAUAAAGUUAAUAUUACAGACUGAAA
This is a messenger RNA of Canis lupus familiaris (dog), 4566 nucleotides long. RefSeq names its product centriole, cilia and spindle associated protein (gene CCSAP). The record is from RefSeq and is a predicted model, not a curated record. Gene Ontology annotation, molecular function: microtubule binding. Gene Ontology annotation, biological process: regulation of mitotic spindle assembly. Gene Ontology annotation, cellular component: axoneme; centriole; ciliary transition zone. Bases 151 to 615 code for a protein of 154 amino acids. Lineage: Eukaryota; Metazoa; Chordata; Mammalia; Carnivora; Canidae. The transcript is spliced from 3 exons.